Effrenium voratum is the source of this 642-nucleotide messenger RNA. The record is from the annotation of a GenBank genome assembly. Lineage: Eukaryota; Dinophyceae; Suessiales; Symbiodiniaceae.
AUGCUCACAGACCUGGAGAGGAAGCGGGAGGCGGAGCAGAAGGAGCUGCAGGACAAAAGGGUCAGGCAAUACGAGUCUGAGCAGGCGCGUGACCAGGCGGCGCGCUCCGAGCAGGCGAAGCAGCAGCAGCAGCAGGAGGAGCGCCGAAGGCAGCGGGAGGAGAAGCUGCAGAAGCUGCAGGAGGCCCAGCGAGAGCAAGAGGAGCGGCGGACAGCCAGGCUGGAGGAGAAGCAGCGGCUGCAGCAGCAGCUCACCGGAGCCUUCACGGCGCGGCAGCGCAGCAACAUGGACAAGAUGCAUAGCCUCCACAAGGAGCUGGAGGCAAAGCGUUUGGAGGCCAGAGUCAGCUCUGACCAGAUGAAGGAGCGGCGCCGCUCGGAGGUGGAGCAUAAGGCCCGGAGCAAGAGUGAGAAACUGGAGGGCCUCGAGAGCGACAGGCAGAAGCUUUGGGAGCUGCGGAAGAACGCGCACCGGGAGGCCCAGAAGAUUUUGCGCACCGCCAAGGCGGAGGUGCAGAAGCAGGCGGCGAGCUCCAGGUACAGCGUGAAGUGGUUGGAGGACCAAGUGGGGCGUUUGGAAGCAGACGCCAGUUUGGGGGCCCUGAGCCAGAGCAGCUCGCAUGCUUCCUUGCACGAGGCCUGA